AUGCCGGAACAAUGUUUUUUACGUUGGAGGCGUAAAUAUGGAAAUAUAUUUACAAUUUGGUUUGGAGAGCAGCCACAAGUUUGUGUGGCUGAAUUUAAUAAAAUUAUAGAAACAUUCCAAAAAGAUGGAGAAGCAUAUUCUGGGCGUUUUGGAUUUGAAGAAUUUGAUAAACUUGUUAGAGGAGGAACUUAUGGUGUAAUAAUGACUGAAGGUGAACUUUGGCGAGGACAGAGACGUUUUGCUUUGCAAAUAUUUAGAGAUUUUGGGCUUGGAAAGAAUUUAAUGCAAGAUAAAAUUUUGAGUGAAUUAGAAUUAUUAUUUGAGAGAAUAGAAGAAGAAAUAAAAGAGGGAAAGGAUGUUGAUUUUGGUGAAAAUAUUGAUAUAAGUGUUGGCUCCAUUAUUAACAAUUUCCUUUUUGGAUAUAGAUUUGAUAAUGAAAGACUUGGAGAAUUCAGGCAACUUAAAAAAUUGAUGGAUAUUAUUUUAGAUACAGGAUUUCAUCCAUCCAUGGUCUUAAUACGAUUAUGGCCCUCAUUACGACAUUUACCUUUUGUUAAUUAUUAUUUUGAAUAUCUGAAAGGAGUAAGUAGAUAA
Messenger RNA from Meloidogyne enterolobii, 594 nucleotides. The record is from the annotation of a GenBank genome assembly. NCBI's taxonomy places the organism in Eukaryota, Metazoa, Nematoda, Chromadorea, Rhabditida, Meloidogynidae.